Nannospalax galili (Upper Galilee mountains blind mole rat) is the source of this 2023-nucleotide messenger RNA. It is a transcript of the gene Pde9a, whose product is annotated as phosphodiesterase 9A. Gene Ontology annotation, molecular function: 3',5'-cyclic-GMP phosphodiesterase activity. Gene Ontology annotation, biological process: cGMP catabolic process. NCBI's taxonomy places the organism in Eukaryota, Metazoa, Chordata, Mammalia, Rodentia, Spalacidae. The record is from RefSeq and is a predicted model, not a curated record.
GUCCAGCUACCGGCCCAAGGCCAUCUACCUAGACAUCGAUGGACGCAUCCAGAAGGUGGUUUUCAGCAAGUACUGCAACUCCAGUGACAUCAUGGACCUGUUUUGCAUCGCAACUGGCCUGCCUCGGAACACUACCAUCUCCCUCCUGACCACAGACGACGCCAUGGUCUCCAUUGAUCCCACCAUGCCUGCAAACUCAGAGCGAACCCCCUACAAGGUGAGACCUGUGGCGGUCAAGCAACUGUCUGAAAAAGAAGAACUGAUCCAGGCUGUGCUGACACAGGUGGCAGAACAGUUCUCCAGAGCAUUUAAAAUCAACGAACUGAAAGCGGAAGUUGCGAAUCACCUGGCGGUGCUGGAGAAACGCGUGGAACUGGAAGGACUUAAAGUAGUGGAGAUUGAGAAAUGCAAGAGUGACAUUAAAAAGAUGCGGGAGGAGCUGGCAGCCAGAAACAGCAGGACCAACUGUCCCUGUAAAUACAGUUUUUUGGAUAACAAGAAGUUGACACCUCGACGUGAUGUCCCUACUUACCCCAAGUACCUGCUCUCUCCAGAGACCAUCGAAACCCUGCGGAAGCCCACCUUCGACGUCUGGCUUUGGGAGCCCAAUGAGAUGCUGAGCUGCUUAGAGCACAUGUACCAUGACCUCGGCCUGGUGAGGGACUUCAGCAUUAACCCCAUUACGCUCCGGAGGUGGCUGCUCUGCGUGCAUGACAACUACAGGAACAACCCCUUCCACAACUUCCGGCACUGCUUCUGCGUGGCACAGAUGAUGUACAGCAUGAUCUGGCUCUGCAGCCUGCAGGAGAAGUUUUCCCAAAUGGACAUCUUAGUCCUGAUGACCGCAGCCAUCUGCCACGACCUGGAUCAUCCAGGAUACAACAACACAUACCAGAUCAACGCCCGCACAGAGCUGGCCGUUCGCUACAACGACAUCUCACCACUGGAGAACCACCACUGCGCUGUUGCCUUCCAGAUCCUGGCCCGACCUGAGUGCAACAUCUUCUCCAGCGUGCCACCUGAGGGCUUCAGGCAGCUCCGUCAGGGGAUGAUCACGCUCAUCUUGGCCACCGACAUGGCAAGGCAUGCUGAAAUUAUGGAUUCUUUCAAAGAAAAAAUGGAGAAUUUUGACUAUAGCAACGAGGAACACCUAACCCUGCUGAAAAUGAUUCUCAUAAAGUGCUGCGACAUCUCCAACGAGGUCCGUCCCAUGGAGGUGGCAGAACCUUGGGUGGACUGUUUACUGGAGGAGUAUUUUAUGCAGAGCGACCGUGAGAAGUCAGAGGGCCUUCCCGUGGCCCCCUUCAUGGACCGAGACAAAGUGACCAAGGCAACAGCCCAGAUCGGCUUCAUCAAGUUUGUCCUGAUCCCAAUGUUCGAAACAGUGACCAAGCUCUUCCCCGUGGUGGAGGAGACCAUGCUGCGGCCCCUCUGGGAGUCCAGAGAGCACUACGAGGAGCUGAAGCAGCUGGAUGAUGCCAUGAAGGAGUUACAGAAGAAGACAGAGAGCUUGACCUCUGGGGCCACCACAGACUCCACAGAGGAAAACAGAGAUGUGAAAAACAGUGAACGCCGUUCUCCCCUGAACUGAUGCCUAGAUGCACACGGUGAGGCAUACGCAGAUUGUGCCAGAGAAAGCAUCUGUGGCCAGUGACCAGACAGGGCUGGCAGAGCUCCGAGGGAUCCUUCAUGCAAGGACGAUCGCACCCAGACGACCUGCUGCCGCCAGACCAUGUUUUCUAAGAACUGUUUUGUUCAUGGACACAAAAACAGGAAUUCAUGAUGCUGUACAGAAUUUUUAUUUUUAAACUGUCUUUUAAAUAAUAUAUUCUUAUACAGAAAUGGGUCUGUACUCUCUCUUUGGUAGAGUUUUGCACCCAUGGGCUUCUGAUGAGAUCUUCAGUAGAGACCAAGGACUCUUGUGCUUUCCCAAGGGUGUGUCUUAGCCUCUUGAGCGGUGAGAUGUGAGAUGUGACGCAGGAUCCUUGUAAAUUCCACAUUAAACGUCAGAAUGGCGCCCGAG